GUUUCUGCUCUGCUCUUCUUCUUCGUGCAGCCCGACCAGCCCCCCCAAAGCCACCGAUUCCCUCUUCUUGUGAGAACCGAUGAAAGGCUUGAAAUUUCCCUUUCCUUCUUGCUCAAAAACCAAGUUUCAGGCCUAGAACACUCUCCUAGACCCAGAAAUUUUCCAGAUCUGCGCUGUCUUCUUCCCCUCUGUCCGCCGGCCUCUGCUGUGUGGGGUUGGGUUCGGUUUUCUGCAUCGUGAGUCUCCCCUGCAGAUUUGCCGCUGCCCUCUUUCCCCCGCCAGAUCCAGUUCUGCAGCUGGAAAAUUUUGGGUAAGUUGACAGCUCCUCCAAGUCCAAAUUAUCCAUGUAAUUGCUGCCUUGUGUUGAUUGGAUUUUCUGCUUUUGAAUUUCCCUUUUGCUGUCCGAAAAUGGAAGAAAUUUAGGUGAAAUUGUGCUGGAAGGUGGAAUGAAUUUGGUAGCCUUUUUGACAUGUUUUUAGCUUAAUUUAUGUAGGAUUAGUUGAUUUGGGCUGUUGCGAUUCUUGGAGAAAAAUCCCGUGAUUUGCUAUUAUUUUGCUAAAUAGGAUUAAAUGAAAUAAAAUCCUAUUCCCCUAUUUUGUUCUGUUUGUGAUCGUUCUGUCAAUUUAGCACUAAGAUAGAGCCUUUGGUUUUAAGCAAGUGAGGUAAGUAAAUUUAUGGUAAUGCCCAUACAGUUUUUAAAAGCAUGUUUUGACUUGUUUUUUAAGUGGUGGCGGGACUAAACCCGUUUCAUACAAAAUAAGUAUGAUGGAUUUAAAAUGCAAAUUCUUACUCUUUUAUUAAUUUUAGCAUGCCUGCUUGGAAUUUAUUUAACUGCCCUGAUGAUCUGAAAGUUUUCUAUAAAGAAUGAUUUUCUGUUAAAUUCAACCUGUUUUGUCUCCGAUAUGGUCAUGUUAUCCUGUUGCCCGCUAGAAGGAGGUUUAUAAAUGCUAGCACAUGUUGACAUGUAUUUCUGUAGAGUCGGUUCCUCUUGCCAAUGGGAGUUGUUAAACACUGAUAUUCCUGUAAUCCUGCUAGUGGGGUUUUACACUAGUAAUUUCUGUAGCUUGCCAGUGGAAGAUUUAUAACACUAGCCUUGACCUAUAGGGGAGACGUCUAUUUCAUUCUCGUACUUGUAUCCGUUUUUUCUAAUUACACUUGUUGGCAUUGUCACGCCCCAAAACCCAAAUUCG
Messenger RNA from Rubroshorea leprosula, 1190 nucleotides. NCBI's taxonomy places the organism in Eukaryota, Viridiplantae, Streptophyta, Magnoliopsida, Malvales, Dipterocarpaceae. The record is from the annotation of a GenBank genome assembly.